This is a messenger RNA of Dracunculus medinensis (Guinea worm), 2097 nucleotides long. The record is from the annotation of a GenBank genome assembly. Lineage: Eukaryota; Metazoa; Nematoda; Chromadorea; Rhabditida; Dracunculidae.
AUGCGAAUACAAACCUAUAUUGUUCCCGUUUGCGGUAGUUUUGCUAUUUUGUCGGGUUGUUACCUGUUGGGCCACUACGAUUGUUCUUUUUUUUGGAUCAUACUUUUGGUCAUAUUAAAUGGAAUAAAAUCGUUUAUGUGGAGAAAAAGACAAAAAAGAUUAAUUGCAUUAAGACAGGCAACAUUGAAAGAACGCGAGGUAAUUAUGGCUCAGCUACAAGAUUUGCCUGCAUGGGUACAAUUUCCUGAUACUGAACGUGUAGAAUGGAUGAAUAAGGUAAUAUUGCAAUUAUGGCCAUAUAUUGGAGAAUAUUCGAAGCAGUUCUUGCGGGAAUUUAUUGAACCGCAAGUAAAAGCUCAAAUGCCUUCUGCAUUUAAAUCUUUCAAAUUUACUAAAAUGGAUGUGGGUGAUAUACCCUGUCGAGUUGGAGGUAUUAAGGUAUAUACACAUAACGUUGGUCGUGAUCGUAUUAUUGUUGAUAUGGAUGUCGCUUAUGCUGGCGAUUCUGAUUUUUCUGUUAGCGUUGCUGGAUUCACUGGCGGACUCAAUCAAUUGCAAUUUUCGGGUAAACUUCGUGCCACCCUUAAGCCUCUUUUGCCUUAUCCACCAAUGAUCGGAGGCAUAUCUGCAUCAUUUUUGGAACAACCAACAAUCGACUUUAAUCUAACUGGAUUGGGUGAAUUGGUUGAACUGCCAGGCCUAAUGAAUGCCAUUCGCUCUGUGGUUAAUGCCCAGGUAGCUAAUAUAUGUGUUCUGCCAAAUGAAAUAGUGGUGUCGUUGGCGCCUAAUGUCGAUGUUACAAAGUUAUAUUUUCCUGAGCCGGAUGGAAUAAUACGGUUGAAAAUUAUUGAAGCGAAAAAUCUGGAAAAUAGAGAUAUCAGUUUUCUAAAAAAAGGAAAAAGUGAUCCUUAUUGUGAAAUCCAAGUGGGCUCGCAGUUUUUCAAAACAAGAACUAUUAAUAAUGAUUUAAAUCCUGUAUGGAAUGAAUAUUUUGAGGCAAUCGUUGAUCAAGCGGAUGGGCAGAAAUUACGCCUGGAACUUUUUGAUGAAGACACAGCAGGAGCUGAUGAAGAACUUGGUCGAUUGGUUAUUGACAUUAACAAAAUACGUGAUGGGAUAUUUAUGGAUAAAUGGUGCCCAUUGGAAGGAUGUAAGCAUGGCGAUAUUCAUAUUAAGGCGGACUGGUUUGAUUUAUCAUCUUCUGUAAAGGAUCUUGAAAAACAGGACUGGAAUAUGGAUUGGUUGCAUGCCGAUAAACCAAUGCAUCCUGCAAUUCUAAUGGUUUUUAUCGACAAUAUUUCUGAUCUUCCCUAUCCGCGAGCAAAGCUGGAGCCAUCGCCUUUUAUUGAAAUCUCUUUGGGCAAAGAUUUAUACAGAACACCUGUAAAAGUAAAAACAGUUAAUCCACUUUUUCAAAGCAAAUUUACGUUUUUUGUUCGACAUCCAGAAGGACAAGAGCUUAAGAUCGAAGCUAUUGAUGAUAAUACUAAACGGUCUUUGGGGGACUUGAAGAUUCCGUUAAAUUCGAUUGUAGAUGAACCAAAGAUGGAAAUAUUUCAACAAACUUUUGUAUUAAAUCAAGGGGUUCAUCAAAGUCCGAUCGUCAUCACAGCUCGGAUUCGUGUUCAUAUACAAAAAAGCAGAUUGUCUUAUUUGUUUGACGAAAAUUGGAAAAAAUUUUUUUGGCUAAAUUUUAGUUUUUUAUAUUUCAGGGAUUAUUCUCGAGGCCGAUUGCAAUUUAGCCUUCGGCAUGACAAAACGACUAAUAAACUAAUCAUAAUAAUUCACUCUGCAACCAAGCAAGGAUCGGCCGACCCAUAUGUUUCUAUCAAACUUGUUUCCAUAGAUAAUUCUUUGCCAAUUCAAAAACGAAAAACUGCUGUAGUACAACAAUCAUUAGAACCCCAGUUUGAUAAUCAUUUCGAUUUUGAUGUUCAUUCAAGCGAUUUACGUAAUUAUAAGCUGCAAAUUCUUGUGAAAGAUGCAACGAAUUAUGGCGUUUUUGCUAAAGCACCAAUUAUUGGAAUGAUCAUAUAUGCAAAUAGCUCAAAUCGAUGGAUCUUUCCUCAAUUUUUUCAGUUGGGCCAUGUUUAUUAA